This is a messenger RNA of Dujonia railenensis, 3561 nucleotides long. NCBI's taxonomy places the organism in Eukaryota, Fungi, Ascomycota, Pichiomycetes, Serinales, Debaryomycetaceae. The record is from the annotation of a GenBank genome assembly.
AUGAACGCUGAAGGAACGACUCGUUUCUUAAGGUCUAAGACAGAACCAUUGCAGAAGAUCGUGGAGACUGCUAAUUCCCUCCUCGAUAACGAUGCUACCGUCUAUCUUCCAAACUUAAAAAUCUUUGUAUUUGACUUGAUAUGCGAUCGUUUGACUGACUCAACCAAAUCGUUCAGCUCGUGGAAAACUACACCAGAAGUAUGGCAAUUGUUUAAUAGAACUUGGACUUUACUUUCCGAGGAUCCAACCGACCGCCAAUUAAGAAAUAAUCACUUCAAAAAAUUCAAAUUUAUCGAGCUAGUUAUAACAGUCCUUAACAACAUCAUAGCGAGCGAUGAGCAAUUGUUGAGGGCCGUAUUCCAAGCGAUUGACCUUAUCGUACAAAACAGUUAUGUAGCCAUCGAAGAAAGCAGCUCCAUAGAAUUAUUGCUGUCUUAUAGCCAUGCCAUAUCAACCGUUAAAGGUGUGGAUCAAGAUUCAGUUGAUUUAUGGUCAGGAACAAUCAACCAUAUUUACCAAUUACCAUACCUUAGAGUGAACCACAAAUUUAAUAAGAAGACUACAACCAAGUUUUACACAGAAUGCUUGAUACCAGUAUUGAACUAUUUAACCUCGAUACCAUCAUCAUCACCUUCAGCUCCCUCACAAACCGUUGAGGUAUUUGUAUCCAUCGUAACAAAAAUUGUUUCUAACAAAGAUUCAGUUCCAUAUCUCAACCAAAACGUCAAAUUAUUGUUGAAUGAUGAAGCGUUGAACGACAGGCUGAUAUUGUAUUUUUAUAAGCAGGUUAUCAAGGCCCAUUCUAAGAACAUGGAAAUCUGCGAAGAACUAUACUCGACGAUUACUGGGCAUGAGAAGUAUUCUAAACUAGCAGAACCAUUGUUGGAACAGUUGACCAGUGCCAACAGAACCAUGUCCACUUCUUUUAUUCAACAAACUUACGAGAAAGAAUACAUAUUGACCAAUUCCAGCGUCAACUGGGAUCUUCUCGGGCACUUAAUAGUGCUCGAUGUCGACUUGGCCAUUGAACAUGGGCUAGAUAUUUUGAAUAAUGUUCCAUUAAAGUUCUACACUACUAUUGGUGAUAAGAUUGUAUCUGCCUUUGUCAAGGGUAGAGAAUUCACUAAAUUUAUAGAAGAAGUGUGGUUGAACGCUAUAAUUCACCUGCCCCAUCAUAGUAAGAAGUGGACCAAUGAAGACUUUAUCAAUAUAGUAUCCAAAAAUAUUGAUGAGUUGUCAACUAUUCAGUUGACUAGUGUAAUAAAAAAGUUAACUGAAGUCUAUGAUGUGAAAGUCAGUAGAACUCAUGUAACUCCAAGGUUAUUGGCUAUAGUAAAAGGUCUACUCAAAUGCAGCAAUCAGAAGAUUGUAGCAAUCAAAAGCUCACUCCUUGAAAACGACAACCUGCUCAAAUUCAUCGAAGAAUCAUGGGAAAUUAGGUUUUACUUACUCUGCCUUUAUGGAAAGGAUUAUCAAGUCAAGAGAGAAGAUUUGGUAGUAUCUGCUAGUAAAAUCCCAUCUUGUUACUACUUUUACACGAUUUUCCGUAUGAAGGAAAUCAAUGAAGAAGUUGCCGACAAACUCAUUACUACCGUAAUCCCUAAAUACCUUACAUAUUUACAACAUGAAUCAAACAAAGAACUGAAUCACAUGGUCUUGAAUUUGAUGAAAAGGUGGAUUGCCUUCGCCAACAACAACUUUGACAAAGAGCAGUUGAACCAAGUUAUCGAACUUAUAUUCUCCACUGUUGAUGUCAAGGAUUUGGUGGCUUACUUUGAAAAGUAUGGCUAUAUUUUCUUUGAACAGAAGGAAAUUAAUAACGCUUUAAUAAGCAAGUUGAUUGAACUUCUUUCUAAUUCAAGAAAUAAAGAAAACUUACAACUUAUUUUGAGCAUACCAAUUCAGUGCUUCCCCAAACAUCUUAAAGUUAAAUUGGUUGAUAUUACUUACGAUGAGUGCAUUUCAAAAACUACAACUAACAUUGCACCAACAUGUUUGAACCAUUUGUUGAGCCAACCAUCGUUUAGAACAAAGGUUGAGACAAAAUUUGACGCCUUGCUCAAAUUAUUGUCUUCCAAUGGAGAUAAAGAAACAUUAAUAACUAUUUGCACCUCAAUUUGGUCGGUCCAUGUCCAUAGUCAUACUGAGCCGAUAAGUAAGGAAUAUAUUUUAGAUUCCCUUAGUAAACUCUCCAAGUUUUACAAGUCACUUAAAGUUAAAAAAUACAAAUCUUUACCAAUUGAAUUCGAAAUAUCUACAAUAAUAGUUUCAUUCAACUACCCAGCUACAGUUGAUCAAGAAAUAUCAGAUUCACUAGGAUGGAUUGCUAGCCAAUAUUUGAGUUCAUCCAUUCAAUUAUUAAAGCAAUUGUCCUUAUUGGAAAAUUAUAAAGACGUUAACCAGAUUUUAAAUGCUUUAAAUAAAGUACCAAGUCUUUUGAAUUCCGACGUUCAUACCGCCCUCAAGGAUUUUGGUUUAAAGAUCAGCUUGUCUCCUUCAGGAUAUGAAUUGAACUUGGCUAGAAGUAAUUUGUUCAGCUUGUCGUCUAUGUUAUUGGAGAGUAACUUUAACAAUGCUACCUAUUUGCUUAGUUUGUAUAUUGCCAUUCAAACGGAAUUCAAAUUGGAAAGCUAUCAGGAACUUUUAGACAAUCUUGUAAACCACUUACAAUCACUUCAAGAAAGUGAUCUAAUUUCAAUACAUUCAUUGUUACUUUAUACUAUGGAGAGAGACGCAAAUGAAGACAAUGUUCACAUUUUCAUUCAACUAUUAUUGUGCUUCUUGAAUAAAAAGAUAUUGAAGAAGACAAAUAAUAAGGAAAGUACCACUUUAAUACUCACAGGUUCCUUGUCUUUAAUCUUAACUAAGUUGGAUUUAAUUAUGCACAGCUGUUCAGGUUCCAACCAUUCUGUAUUGAAUAUAUUACAAAGCAUAAAGAAUUGCUUGAGUGAAGUAUAUUGGUGCUUUGACCAGUACUCACUCGAGACUACUCUUUCAUUAGUGAGUAAGAUAAUCAAAUGUGUCGAACAGGUACCUUUGCCAGAAAAGACCUAUGUAUUACUUACUCAAGUUAUGUCUUACAUUUUGCUUUACCACAGAUUUAGAUUAUCAUCAAGACACCACUUAAUCAUGUCAAUUUGCAUUUCAUUACUUGAACCAUUAUCAUUAAAGAGGAAACUUAAUUUCCCUAAUGAUCUAUCAUCUUCCAUUGAAUCAGCAUCUGCAUAUUCACGUUUAUUAGGAAAUUUAUGUGAACCUUCGAAUAAGGAAUCAACUAACAGCAACAAGAAUGGUACGUUGAAUUCUUCAUCUGCCUUGAUCAAGAGAUCUUUGAGAAAACAUUUACCAGUGUUAUUAGUUAAUUUUAUUUACUUAUCAUUAACAUCCAACUUUUCAAAUGUUAAUGUUGAGACCAUCUUGUCAGGAAUAUUUAAGAUUUUCGAUGUCCUAUCACCAAUUGAACUUCAAUUGGUCAGUUCAUCAUUGGAUAUCCCAGGAAGAACUUAUUAUAAAUCGUUAUACUCAAAUUACAAAGCAAAUGGAAAAUGGAAAGACGAAUGA